Messenger RNA from Daucus carota subsp. sativus, 339 nucleotides. RefSeq lists its product as uncharacterized. The transcript has a single exon. Gene Ontology annotation, molecular function: zinc ion binding. The record is from RefSeq and is a predicted model, not a curated record. NCBI's taxonomy places the organism in Eukaryota, Viridiplantae, Streptophyta, Magnoliopsida, Apiales, Apiaceae. Bases 1 to 339 code for a protein of 112 amino acids.
AUGGCCGAAUACUGUCGAUGUGGUCGACAAGCCGUGCAACGUACAGCGUGGACUCAAUCCAACGCCGGUAGGAGAUUUGUUGGUUGUGUUGGAGGGAGGAGUGGCUGCAACUAUUUCCGGUGGAUCGAUGAACCUAUGUGCCUUCAAGGUCGAGUUGUUAUUUAUGGUUUGCGAGAGAGGGUUAGAGCUCUUGAAGAAGAAAUGGCGCAAAAUGCAAGCUUACGUGAGGAAGCUCUUGAAGCACCGAGGCAGGAGCACUCAUAUUGGUUUUAUGUUUGCGCCAUGGUCCUUUUUGUUCUUGUAAUUGUGUUGUGUAAUAGCAAUGAUGAAGACAACUGA